AUGUUUGUUAAUAGUUAUGAGAGUCUUGCUGCACCAGGCUCCGGAGAUCUAUCCCCAUUUUACGCCGAACAAGUUUUUCAACUAAAUUGUUACGUCAACGAGGCUCUUUUAUUCGAACAGAUAGUGGAAAAUAAGUUGGAAUCCUUAAAAGACCUUCUUCAAGAGACGCAAGUAGUGUCGGAAAAUGGCUGGCAAGCUAUGCUAAACGAAGAAAAAUUGCUGGAGAAAUUGAGUCUUUACGAAGAACAACUCCAGUUGAUGAAAAAGGUUCUUGAAGAGAAGUUCCAAAUAGAGCGCGCUGGAAAGGCCCUUCUAGACCGCAUCCUUAAUGAAAAAUCAGAGGCUCUUAGGAAAGCUCUUGAAUACGAGCGAUGCUUAGGAGAUGCGGAGCGAGAGUGUACUCAUUGGCGCACUGAGUGUGAAUCUGCUCAAGAAGCCUAUCAGUCGGUUUCUGUUAAUUUACAAACCAAGACAAAGGAGCUAGAAAAGCUGGAGCAAAAGUUUCAUGAAGCCGAUGGGGAGAAAACUGCUUUGCGUGCACGACUUGCCGCGACUCUACAAGAAUCAGAAGCUGCUAAAAAUGGACAGGAUCAGCUACGAAACGAACUAGCCCAGCUUCAAGCUCACAUUGAACAGCGGGACUCCUCUAUGCUAACUCACCUCAAUUUAAACAAGAUGCUCAGUGAGGCUUCAAAUAAUACUACCCCGGAUAUUUGA
This is a messenger RNA of Protopolystoma xenopodis, 717 nucleotides long. The record is from the annotation of a GenBank genome assembly. Lineage: Eukaryota; Metazoa; Platyhelminthes; Monogenea; Polystomatidea; Polystomatidae.